This is a messenger RNA of Eimeria mitis, 981 nucleotides long. RefSeq lists its product as uncharacterized. The transcript has a single exon. Gene Ontology annotation, molecular function: ATP binding; ATP hydrolysis activity. Bases 1 to 981 code for a protein of 326 amino acids. Gene Ontology annotation, cellular component: cytoplasm. The record is from RefSeq and is a predicted model, not a curated record. Lineage: Eukaryota; Apicomplexa; Conoidasida; Eucoccidiorida; Eimeriidae.
AUGGACGGCAUUGGUGCAGCAGCAGGUGCAGCAGCAGGAGGAGCAGCAGCAGCAGCAGCAAGAGUGGUGGUGCUAGCAGCAACAAACAGGCCAGACCUCCUUGAUGCUGCGCUGCUGCGGCCCGGGCGCUUCGAUCGUCUGGUGUAUGUACACCUGCCGGAUGCAGCAGCAAGACAGCAGAUAGCUUUCAAUGCUCUUAAGCAUGUGCCUAUACACCCCACAGCUGCUGCUGCUGCUGCUGCUGCUGUUGCUGCUGCUGGGGGGGAGGGGGAGGGGGAGGAGAGGGAGCAGCAGCAGCAGCAGCAGCAGCAGCAGCAGCAGAAAGGGAUGGUGUUCAGGGAGAGCAGCACAAAAAGACAAGACUGGAUAGCUGAGGAGAUUGAGCAGCAGCAGCAGGAAGAAAAACAGCAGCAGCAGCAACUGCAGCAGCAGCAGCAACAGCUGCAGCUACAGCAACAGCAACAAAACAAAGCUGCUGCUGCUGCUGCUGCUGUUGCUGCCUGGUUGAGUGUACGUACACCUGGAUACAGUGGGGCCGAAAUUGUUAUGCUUUGUAAAGAAGCAGCAAUGCAUGCAAUCAGAGAACAUAUUGCUGCUCUGCAGCAGCAGCAGCAGCAGCAGCAGCAGCAGCAGCAGCAGCAGCAGGAACUGCAGCUGCAGCAGCAGCAGGAACUGCAGCAGCAGCAGCAGCAGCAGGAACUGCAGCUGCAGCAGGAGGAACUGCAGCAGCAGCAGCAGCAGCAGCAGCAGCAGGAACUGCAGCUGCUGGCGCUGCAGCUGCGGCACUUUGAGGCUGCGCUGCAGCGCAUGCAGCCCCGUACCCCGCAGUCUCUGCUGCAGCUGUAUGAAGAAUACAGCAGCAAGACACAAGGAGCAGCUGCUGCUGCUCCUGCUGCUGCUGCUGCUCCUGCUGCUGCUGCUCCUGCUGCUGCUGCUGCUGCUGCUGAAGCUGAAGCUGCAGCAGCAACCAGCUUUGCUUAG